AUAACAAAGGAAAAUAAUAUAUUAUAUUAUGUAAGUGUUAUAUUAAAAUGAAUUACAUAUUUUAAAAUUAUCGCGCGCUAAUUAUUGCGACCAAUUAGGUCGCUUUAACUGAAUAGGUUAUGUUCAUUUCCACAACGUAACAGCUGUUCUCUAAUCUAAAAGGAUAAUAAAAAACUUAAAGGAGAUUCGAAAUUUAUUUCCGUUUUGUGUAAAAUAGUGUUGUAAUGAUUAAUUUUUUGUAUAUAUGCAAUUUAAACAUUUUCAAAGUUUGUGUUUUUGAUAAAUAAGAUUUAUAUGUGUAAUAUAAAAUUUAAAUAUUAGCGCUUAUUUUUGACGAAAUCAACAUCAGCUCCACCUGUACAUUUCUAAUCUCAAGAUAUGUUUCGCCCUUCUAUUAAAAUUUUACAUUCCCCAUGCUUUUAAUUAAAAGUUUGAUUUUUUCGAGAGUUAACGACAUAUCCAUUCCACCUUUUUAUGUCAUGUAUUUUUUUAGAAAGGACUUGUGAAAAGUGAAGCGUCUUGUGUGUCUCAUUUGCAGCAGUAAAUUCUCGUCGUGAACCCGGAUUUUCCAACAAAAAAAAUGAAUGGCAAGAAACAAAGGGGUAGACCCAAGAAGGAUCAAGAAACCGGCUAUCGAAAUCAAGUGAAGGACAUGGCGAAUAAAGGUUUACCGACCUGGCGAAUAAACUAACUGAGGAGCAAAGGAAAUCAAGAAAUAAGGCUAAAAAGGAGAGAGUGAAAGCAGAGAAGGAGAAGAAAAAAGAAGAAAUUAAAGAGAAAGAAAGGCAAGAGAAGGAAGCCAGAAGUAGAAGGUCAGAGGAGAGGAAGAAGAGAGAGAAAAAUAAGAUGGAGGAAGCGAAUGAUAAACAGGAAACAGGCGAAAAUGAAGACAUGGAAGAGGCAGAGCAAAAUGGAAAAAAGAAAGACGAAAAGAAAGAGGAGGAAGAGCAAAAUGGAAAAGAGGAAGACGAAAAGAAAGAGGAGGAAGAGCAAAAUAGAAAAAAGGAAAAAGAGAAAGUUGAAAAUUUAGAAAUAAAUGAAACUAAUAUCGAAAAACUGACUGAAGCACUUAACAAUCAUCAGCAUCAGUUUUCGAAAAUGUUAAAGUCAUUUUUAUUGUCAACCAAAAAUGAAGAGAAAAAAGAGAAAGAGGAAAAAGAGCAAGAGGAAAAAGAGAAGGAGAAAAAAGAGAAAGAGGAAAAAGAGGCUAUGAUAAGAGAGAGGAAGAGAAAAGAGGAAGAGAUUAAAGAGAGAGAGAGGCAAGAGAGGAAGAAGUCUGAAGAGGAGAGAAUAAAAAAACGAAAAGAGAGACAAGAGCGAGAAGAAAGAGAGAGAAACAAGAGAGAAGAGGAAAUAAAAAGACGUGAAGAACUCCUCAUUCGCGAAAGAAGUAUUAUUCUUCGAGAGCAGAACUUGCUGAACAUGCAAUCAACAUUUUUUCAAUCGUCGAUGCAAGCAAGCGGACGAGAACGUGGGCGAAGAGGACGUGGACGUGGUACAGGUAGAGGACAAUUUGUCUCUCGAUUCAUGCCCAAUAACCAAUCCCAGCCGUACGAUCGAUCCCAGCCGUACAACCGAUCCCAGCCGUACGAUCGAUCCCAGCCGUACAACCGAUACCAGCAGUACAAUCGAUCCCAGCCGUACAAUCGAUCCCAGCCGUACAACCGAUCUCAGCCGUACAACCGAUCCCAGCCGUACGAUCGAUCCAGGCCAUACGACAGGUUCCAGCCGUAUGACAGAUUCCAUUAGCUUAACCUCAUUUUUUGCGUUCAACGCACGUUUUGACAUUUGUUCAUUUUUGAAUUAGAUUUCGUUUUAUAAUUUCAUUCGGUUUUUGUUCUCUGAACAUUAAAAUAUCAUCAAUUUUUGUUGUGUUAAACUACAAGGAAACAAUGUUUUUUUAAAAUUGUCUGUAACUAUUCAAACCCUGUAAUAAACAUAAUUGCUUUAUUAA
Molecule: messenger RNA, 1954 nt
Organism: Leptopilina boulardi
Lineage: Eukaryota; Metazoa; Arthropoda; Insecta; Hymenoptera; Figitidae
Exons: 4
Coding region: 847-1749 (300 amino acids)
Source: RefSeq, a predicted model, not a curated record